CGCGAGAACUCUAUCUUAUAUUUCUAGUAUCUUUGCGGUGGCUCAACUUGUCGGCGGCUCAACCGGUCAUAUCCCGUGCAAAAGUGCAUUAGCGCCGUUUUUAUGAUUAUGUAGCAGUUUUAUACCCUCAUGAGAAAGCAAGAAUAGAUAAUCAAGAAUCAAGAAUAUCCAAUGCCUUGACUUCAACUACCUGGUUCUUAACUAAAAGGCCAAGCCAAAAAUGUCUUCAACUAGCACAAGGGUAUUUAAAGUUGGUAUUGGGAGAUUUGUACAACAGGACUUCAACCAAAAAGCUUAUGUUCGUGCAAUGAGACUUGCUCUGUUACAUCAGUAUACCCGUUUAGCAGGCUUAAGGGUAUCGAUGAAAGAACACCAUGGACCCUUCUUCAAGAAUUAUACUUUCUUUAUUCGUCAUCAAUGGGCAAUGCUAAAUGAGGACAUUAUCAGUGACAUGAUACCACAGCCUAUACAUGGACUGUAUUCUGUGACAUAUCUAGGUAGCUCCUCAAUUUUAUGCAAAUCUCAAAUAAUCUUAGAAAAACAGCAGAAAUGUAUCAGCACUUGUAUCGCACAAGCUGUCUGUGUUAGUCUUCAAAAUAGGAAACCUGUUUCAUUUCCAGUUGCAAUCAAAGAAAUAUAUUCAUAUGCUGCUCUGGGGGCUAGACCCCAGAUUGCUCCUUUAUUAGCAACCCCAGAGCCUACACAACAGCAGAUCGGCAUCCAGAAGGCUUUUAUUGGUGAGACUGAUGUUGAUGAGAAUGGUCACACAAACAAUACUGCAUAUUUACAGUUUUGUAGCGAUGUUGCCAGAAAAGCUGCAACUGAUAAAAUGUUUACGUAUGUUACUCCUGAUAUAUUAGAUUCUAGAUUAAAGAAGUAUACUAUUCAUUAUAUUGGUGAAACAGUGCAAGGAGAUGAAGUCACUUUCACUUCGUGGCAGGAUUUACAAAAUGAAUAUUUGCUUCAUUUCGAGGCUAAGAAAGAUGAUAGAGUUAUUAUUAGAUGUCAGUUUGGAUUUUAAUCCAAAAUUGCAUUCUUCUCUAUGAAUUUGCAUUAAUGAAUGCUACAGUACAGUAUAAUGAGAGUCAAUAUAUAACUGUAGCAUACCGAGGAACAACAAUUACAAAAUAAAGCACUCAACAUUGUAUUAAAAUUCAGUUUAAAAGAUGCUGACACAUUAAUUCUUAAUUCUGUUUCACAUGGUUUGGAAAAACCAAUGUUGAUAUCAAAAGCUCAGUAAAAAGUCGGAUUAAAUUUGCCAACCAAUGAAAACAAUGUUAUUUGCAGGAGUUGUUAAAACUAACAAAAGCAAAAUUAAUAAAAUUGAUUGUAAAAUGGCUAAUUCCAGAUGAAAGUGUCAAAUUCAUACAUUUUAAAAGUACUGUACAAUUUCUAUUUUCAAAAUAUAGUUUUAUUAUACAGUAUAACGUAGACAAAUUAAACAUUGAGGAGUA
Messenger RNA from Anneissia japonica, 1454 nucleotides. RefSeq lists its product as uncharacterized. Bases 221 to 1021 code for a protein of 266 amino acids. NCBI's taxonomy places the organism in Eukaryota, Metazoa, Echinodermata, Crinoidea, Comatulida, Comatulidae. The record is from RefSeq and is a predicted model, not a curated record. The transcript has 3 exons.